Lactuca virosa is the source of this 1661-nucleotide messenger RNA. NCBI's taxonomy places the organism in Eukaryota, Viridiplantae, Streptophyta, Magnoliopsida, Asterales, Asteraceae. The record is from the annotation of a GenBank genome assembly.
ACAUGACUUCACUCAAGAAACUCGAAUGAACUUCAUGGAGUAAACUGAGUCUCCUGAGACGUUGUGGAUGUUCUUCAUCGUUUCGAGCAGGCGAGCAAGUAAUUACCUACUCAAACUUUUCGUUAUCCAUCAAUUCCACACUCAAUUUAGUUUGGUGUAUGUUUUUUUGUAUCAAAUGUUGCUGUAAAUUUACUCAAUUUGAUCGAUUCAUGACCUCUGUUUCAUGAAAUUUAUGUUCCCUAUUCGUGUUUCUGAAGUUACUGUGCUUGAUCCCUUUCCAAUUGUAGACUUGUAAACCACAUAAAUCCUAUAGGUAAGACUGUUCCAUCUUUUCAAUGAAACACGAAGACGUUGUUAAUUUUUGAUUUUGAGUUUCUCCCUUUCGUGUUUAAAGCAUUUUGUUGCUAUAAACAAAAAGAGAAUUGCCAGAAAACAACAUGCUUCCUUCAGCAACCAUUAACAUCCUUAAAGUUCAUGGUUGUUAUCGUCUUCAACCCCCAAUUUCUCAUCUUUCCCAGAAUAUCCAUGCCACCUCCCUUACAACACACGAUAAAUCCAAGCUCUGUCACGUCUCAUCACCCUCAAUCCUUUCUUCUAAUCCCCAAUUUCGUAUCUCUAGAACCAAUUCAAACCUCAGAAAUGUUAGGGUUUCAGAAAUCGGAGCUCCAUUAUGGACACAAAAAGACGACAAACAAGAUAACUCCGGUUCUCCUGAAGACUUGACCAUGAAUGGAGAAGCUUAUCAGAAGACUUUAAGGUUGGUAGAAUGUUCUAUGUUUGCUGCUCUUGGUGGAUUAGCCUACAUCUUAAGCAGCUCCCUUGCUAUCGAGAAUUACUUUGGUUGUUUCUUUGCCUUACCCAUAGUAUUCUCAUCAAUGCGAUGGGAUAUUGUUGCUGGAAGAAAGACUAUGGUGGCAACUGCUACACUAUUGCUUGUUUUAGCUGGACCAAUAAAAGCACUAACAUAUCUGUUAAUGCAUGGGUUUCUUGGUCUUGCUAUGGGGUCUUUAUGGAGGUCAAAAGCAAAUUGGGGUGUUUCUAUAUUCACAAGUGCAAUUGUGAGAGCUAUAGGUGCAAUGGGAUAUGUUGUGAUGUAUUCUUUUCUAAUCAGGGAAAACAUUCUUGCUUUGAUCACUAUAAACAUUCAUGCUUCAGCUACAUUUAUCCUCACUUCAUUAGGGUUCUUGACAAUUCCAUCAAUGAAUUUAAUAUACACCAUUUUUGGGACCUUGCUAUUACUGAAUUGCUGUUUCUUUGUGUUCUUGCUACAUCUUCUGUAUGCUCUGUUCUUUACAAGGCUUGGAAUGAAGGCUUCUUUGAGAUUGCCAAAAUGGUUUGCUAAAGCAAUAUGACAAGAUUACCCUUACCCACCUUUUAUCUGUAUUCCAUCAAAAACUAGUUCCUCAAUCAAUUUAGCUUUAUUUUUUUUAUUAAAUUAACACCCAACACUUUUACAUGUGUUAAAGAUUGAUGAUGAAAAUCUCAAAUUGAGAAAAGUUGAAGUCAUGUAUAUACAUUCGGUUUUAUAAAUGUAGGAACAUUACAGAGAGUUGAAAUUGUUCGUGGGAGCUUAGUUGUGUAAUUUGUAUCAUUAAUGUUGUAUUAUGUAUAGAACAACAAUAUAAAUUAGUACCAAAAUUGUUUAAAGAAAUAUAUCAUGA